Messenger RNA from Odontomachus brunneus, 2520 nucleotides. Its product is annotated as carbohydrate sulfotransferase 8-like. Gene Ontology annotation, molecular function: sulfotransferase activity. Gene Ontology annotation, biological process: carbohydrate biosynthetic process. The transcript has 5 exons. Bases 166 to 1227 code for a protein of 353 amino acids. The record is from RefSeq and is a predicted model, not a curated record. Gene Ontology annotation, cellular component: membrane. Lineage: Eukaryota; Metazoa; Arthropoda; Insecta; Hymenoptera; Formicidae.
CAGUCGGUGGCUCGAUAGCAAAGUGGAAGAGUGUCCCGUGAGGUCUCAGAAAAUUCCACCGUGGAUCCCGUUAUAGAUCACGAACAAAAGAACGUAUACUCGCGGAGACGAGUAGUGCCGAUACAUCUGCGAAUCCAAGAAAACAGCUCGCCGUGCUUCUCGACUAUGUCGCGGUCGCGAAAACGUGCGAUCCUCCGAAUACUACAGAUCGUAAUUUGUCUGGGAGUCGCACUCUUGACUUUGAAAUUUUCUCUCUUUAUCAUCGGAGAUGAGAGCGAACCUCUUCCUACCGGCGAAGAUUUGCGUAGGCUGAUGAUCGAAGCCGAGGCGGACAACACCCGGCGAUCGUUGAAUGUGGACAGAGUAUGCAAAAAGUAUAACCUGGGAUUCUACCGAAAGCUUGCGGAAGACUCGCUGUUCAAACACCCGCCCGCGGUUCAGUACAUGAUCUUCUACAUGGACAGAGUACACAACGUAUCAUACUGCCCGGUGUACAAAGCCGGCUCCACGACCUGGCUCUAUAAUCUCUGUUUAUUAAUGAAUGUCCCCGAGGAGACGCUAAAUAACGGGAAAGAGCAGCUGUCGAUCAUCGCCCGGAAAAAGAUACCGGAACUCGAUUACCCCGAGGCCGCCCGGAUUCUGAACAUCAGCUGGAGGCUGCUGGUCGUGCGGCAUCCGUUCGAGAGGCUGCUGAGCGCCUACCGCGACAAGCUGGAGAACUCCGUGGCCGGGCGGGAGCACGGGACGCUUCACUUUUAUCGGAAGUAUGGCGCCAAGAUCGUGCAGAAGUAUCGCGGGAAAGAUUUCGUCGAGCCACGAGCGGACCAGGUGAUCCGGCGUGAAGGCGCACCGCCGCCGGCUGGCGUGGAGCCGACCUUCCGGGAGUUCGUGGACUAUGUGAUUAACACCGACCUCGCCAGUUACGCCGACGAUCAUUGGAUACCGUAUUAUCUUUUCUGCACACCGUGCCUCGUCAGAUACCACAUUAUCGCGAAGGUGGAGACGCUGUGGCGAGAUCAGGUGUACGCGAUCAACAAGUUAGGCCUGCAGAACAAGAUCAGACCUAGAUGGAGGCAUAGCAAUAAUUACGCAAACGCGUCCAAGGUGUACUUUAGUCAGCUGAGCAAGACGAUGGUGCGGAGGUUGUACGAGAAGCUGAGGCUGGACUUCGAGCUAUUCGAUUAUUCGCCCGAUGUCUACUAUGAGUACGCCACAUCCGACGAUUAGAAGAUGUCUAUCCAGCCUUUCAAUGAUAAUUAACGACGACGACGACAUUGCACAGUUUGCGGCCGCUCUUUCUCCGUUCAUGUUGCGGUAAUUUGUCCCGCGUAAUUUUCCAAAACGCAAGGAGAGGUGACGCACCUCGAGUGAAGAUAUGAGAAACACUGCGCAAAAGUGGCUAUACCUGGUGUUCGAGAUAUAAGCAACGAAACAGAGAGAAAGAAAAAUGAAAGAACAAGGAGGGAAAAAAAUAUAUUAAAGCCCGUACACGCGCGUACACGUAAUCCUGAUAAUUGAUGGAGCUUAAAUCGCGUUACGUCACGCGACGAACUUUUGUCGGCGAAAAUCGAUCGACCUACUUCUCACCGUGAUGUAUCGGACCGGCUUGUCCUAAAGUCAAGGGUCUCCAAACGUAAAGCGUUAAUCGUCGCAUCGAGUGGCCCGAAGCGGGGCAUUAGCCCGGCGGUCGCCAGAAAUAGGUCCGAAUUGUAUUCGCACGGAUCUCUAUGGGCGACGUUUGACACAGAAAUACCCGGCGUCGUACCUGUACGGCAUGUACGAAUACCUGCUUCUCGAUUUUCUCUAACUGUGAUACAUCGAAUUAGCUUCAGCUGAAUAAACAGCUGACGUUGGUGCAAACGUGCCGUGCUUAGAAUUGAACGGCUGAUUUUUAUGAGAUCAUUGAUCGUAGAAUCACGCGCGAUAAUAGCGCAAAUAGCUCCACGACGUGGAUUUGAAGAGGAUUAAUCCAGUAGAGAACAUACGGAAGUGUCGCUCACGGAUUUUGGUGUAUUCUUUAGCAAUAUAUUCUUGAGCAAAGCUGAAAAACUAUAUGGGUGUGUUUUUCUUUUUUUAAUAUGUGCUUGCUCGUGCGUGUGUGUGUUUAAGGAUUCCAUCUCUCGAAGAUAACAAAAUUAAUCGUGAGUGAAUAUCUUCGAAACCAUGGUGUGUAUGGGAAGAUGUUUUAUACCAAAAUUUUAACUCUUUCCUAAGUUCUGUCGUGAGAUCUGAGUGAAUUCUAGAAAAUGGCGUACUUUGUUUUUUAAUAUGUACUUCGUCGUGCGUUUAACUAUUGAAGCAAUCCCUCAAAGGUGAUAAAAUGAUUCGUAAGCGAAUAAUAAUCUUCGAAAUAAUGAGGUGUAUGGAGAAAUGUUUUAGACCAAAUUUUUAACUUCUUCCUAAGUUUUCUUGCAAGAUACGAAAAAUAGCGAAAGGGUCAAAGGUGAAUUUUAUUUGUCACGAUUUAUGGUGCUCAAAUAAAAUUCCAGAACGACAGUCCAGGGAUUUCGAGAGUAUAAU